AUGGCAGAAACCAAGAAGCCCGGGCUCAGAGCCUCUCUCUGGCUGGUCCAUUUACUGUUCCUCAUCUGUGGCGCGCACGCAGCCUCCUUCCAGAGGAACCAACUGCUCCGCAAAGAGCCCGACCUGCGCUUGGAAAGUGGCCCCAAGCUCCCGAAUCCUGAGAUGAUCAGGGCUUUGGAGUACAUAGAGAAACUCCGGCAACAAGCUCACCGGGAAGAAAGCAGCCCCGACUACAGCUCCUACCAAGGCAUCGCGGUUCCUGGGGAGGAAGGCCGUGCGCCCCAGGGCUCCAGGGACGCGCUGAGCGAGGACGAGUGGCUGCGGGUCAUCCUGGAGGCCCUGCGGCAGGCGGACACCGACCCCCAGGCGGCUGUCAAAGACCACCAGGCCUAUGCCUUGGGUGUGGAGAAGAACUUCCCAGCGGACCUGACGGAGGACUACGAGGCCGCCCAGCCGUGGGCCGAGAGGAAGCUCACGCAGCACCUGCGCUUCCCCGUGAUGUACGAGGAGGUGUCCCGGGACAACCCCUUCAAACGCACCAACGAGAUCGUGGAGGAGCAGUACACGCCCCAGAGCCUCGCCACGCUCGAGUCUGUCUUCCAAGAGCUGGGGAAGCUGACCGGGCCCGGUGGCACCCAGAAGCGUGAACGCGCCGAGGACGAGCCGAAAGCCUACGCGGGCGACGAAGACGACCUCUACAAGGCCGGCAACAUCGCCUACGAGGACGUGGUGGGCGGGGAGGACUGGAGCCCCAUGGAGGAGAAGAGCGAGGGCCAGGCGCAGGACGAGGCCAGGGACGCCCUAGAGAACACCGACAAGAAGGAGCAGCCCCACGAAGACGCCGCGAAGCGCGCGGGGCAGCUGGGCCUCCCCGAGGAAGAGCCGCUGUCCGGGGACGCCUCCAAGCUCGUGGCCUACCUGAAGAGGUUGGUGAGCGCCGCGGCGAGUGGCCGAUCACAGGCUGGGCAAGCGGGGGACAGGGCCGCCAGGCUUCUGCAGAAGCCCCUGGAUGCGCAGUCCAUUUAUCAGUUGAUCGAAAUCUCCAGGAAUUUACAGAUCCCCCCCGAAGACUUGAUUGAGAUGCUCAAAACUGGAGAGAAGCCCGUGGGAUUGGGGGAACCCGAACAAGAGCUGGACCUUCCUGGGGACCUCGAUGACGUCUCAGAUGCGGACUUAGACCAUCCGGACCUCUUCCCAAGUAAGAUGCUUUCCAAGAGUGGGUACCCCAAAACACCUAGCCGUGCCGGGGCAGAGGCCUUACCCGACGGGCUCAGUGUUGAGGAUGUGUUAAAUCUGCUCGAGAUGGAGAGCAAUGCGGCAAAUCAAAAGCCACCGUACUCCCCCAAUCAGUACAGCCGAGAUAAAGGUCUGGCGAGGGUCAACUAUGGUCCUGGAAAAUCUCGAGCCAACCAGCUUUCCAAAGCUGCCUGGAUGCCCGAUGUUGAAAACCAACAAGAACUCUAUGAUAAUCUCAAUGACAAGGACCAAGAGUUAGGAGAGUACUUGGCCAGGAUGUUGGUGAAGUACCCCGAGAUCAUGAAUUCCAACCCGGUGAAGCGAGGCCCCACUCCUGACUCUUCCGAAGAUGACCUUCUGGAUGAGGACCAGAUCGAGCAGGCCAUCAAAGAGCACCUGGGCCAAGGCAGCUCCCAGGAGACUGACAAGGUGAGCAAGAGGUUCCCAGUGGGCUCCCUGAAGAAUGAUGACACCCCGAACAAACAGUACUUGGACGAAGAUCUGCUCAUGAAAGUGCUGGAGUACCUCAACCAAGAAAAGGCUGAGAAGGGAAGGGAGCAUGUCACUCAGAGAGCCAUGGAAAACAUGUAAGCGGCUCUCACAACGCGCCCCAUCUCCCCUUUUCCCACCCCAAGCGAACCCCUUGGUUUCUCUUUAGUGUGUUGAUUCUCUGCUGUUCACACUGUACUAUCCUUUAAAUGAUGUACAGGCAGAUGGCUCCAGGUUGUUGGGGAAUCUGCUUCAUUUAAUCUGCGCUGUUCUCUUGUGUGUGGAUUUGUGUAAAUGUUACAACGCCUGGUUUAAAAUAAAUAAUAUUCUGUCCUUUAUUCAAGAAAGAUAUCUAUGAUAGUGUUUAAUAAUGUGGCAUUGCUAAUGUUCAUACAUGGUAAAGAGUGUCCUCUAAUUCUCUUGGAAGUUUUUAAUAUUUCUUGAACUAUUUUGUUACUGUCUGUAGUGUUUUU
Molecule: messenger RNA, 2198 nt
Organism: Perognathus longimembris pacificus (Pacific pocket mouse)
Lineage: Eukaryota; Metazoa; Chordata; Mammalia; Rodentia; Heteromyidae
Gene: Scg2
Product: secretogranin II
Cellular component (GO): secretory granule
Source: RefSeq, a predicted model, not a curated record